Molecule: messenger RNA, 696 nt
Organism: Thlaspi arvense
Lineage: Eukaryota; Viridiplantae; Streptophyta; Magnoliopsida; Brassicales; Brassicaceae
Source: the annotation of a GenBank genome assembly
AUGAACAAGUCACGAGUGAGUUGUGGGACAAAUUUUAGAGAAAACGCAUCGAAACUGACAGAAGAGAGUGAGCACACAAAGGCACUUUGCAUGUUCGAUGCAUUUGCUUUUCUUGCGUGCUCACUGCUCUAUCUGUCAGAUUCCGGCGCCGGUUCCAGAAGCGAUUUUCUAGAUGCAUUUGCUAAGAAGGACCAAUUCGGUAUCGUGAUCAAGAAAUCUACAUCACAUGGUGCACUUUUGGGUGAGCUAGGAAGACAAAAUCAAAGAGCCUUACACACAACUGCUGCAAGGUGUCAUCAACGGCGCUCUUGUGUGAACAAGCUACGAGAUUUCCAGAUUUUAAUAUCGUGCAUCAAUCUUGUGUCUUUGAUGAGAGGACUAUCUAAUUUUACGAGGCUUGGAUUAUUUAUGUCGAAUUAUUUGUUGCUGCCUGAUUCAAAUGGUUCAUGGGAAGUCACAGAGAUCGUGCAGUGUUUGCCAUGACCUAUUUGUAAAUCUUUUAGGAUUUAAAUAAAAAGUUAAUUGAACAAAGGCUUUUCAGUCUUUUGGAUGUAGAUUUUAGAGAUUUUGUGCUUUGUUCUACAUAUUAAUCGAAGAACGAGUCGGGGAUUAAAGAUUGUUUGACUAAUAGAUAUAAAGUGACUUGGAUCUGAAUAUGACUAUUGUUGUGCGAGUCCAUUAAACAAUACUGAUUAA